Fonsecaea pedrosoi CBS 271.37 is the source of this 414-nucleotide messenger RNA. RefSeq lists its product as uncharacterized. The transcript has a single exon. The record is from RefSeq and is a predicted model, not a curated record. Lineage: Eukaryota; Fungi; Ascomycota; Eurotiomycetes; Chaetothyriales; Herpotrichiellaceae. The coding region runs from base 1 to 414 and encodes 137 amino acids.
AUGGCACGGGUCAUCGUCUCUGGGACCUUGGGCUCCAUUUUCGUGGGCAUGAGCGGCGCCUCAAUAGGCGCCAUGAUCUUUGAUACCGCCACAAUCCCCUUUGUGGUGUCGGCCUGUGCUGGCUUCAUUCUCGGCGCCGUGGGCUUCUACCGCGAUGCCGUGCGAAAGUCGCAGCGGGCACUGGAUCGAUUCCCGCAAUUGCUCCAGCUGCAUCUGGACUCCAACUUCCCACACCGUGGCUUUGACACCUGGGACGCUUCGCGAUUUCGGAGCCGUGUCUUUGGGGGCAGCUGGGUGUUGCAGAGCAUGCUGGUUGCUAGCUGGAUGACGGCAACGGGCGCAAUUGAGGUGAGAUCGCCACAUCCAUCCAUCCACAAUAUCAGGGUUCCGCGAGGCAGAAGGUUUCAUGUGUGA